GUCAGAAAUGGUACAAUGCUGCAUCACCUGAGAUCUUUCAUCUCUCUUGCUGUUGCCCAUGUUACUGAUUGUCAGUUAUGUCAGGGACUGGGCUUCAUCUGUGGGAUGUGCCAGGAUCAGCAGGUGAUAUUUCCAUUCCAGCUGGAACAUGUCAUUAAGUGUCCAGUGUGCCAGUCUUGCUACCACAAAGAGUGCUUUAUUCCAGGGAAGUGUCCCAAGUGUAUACGCUUGGAGGCCAGGCGGAGGAUGCAAGAAGAACCUUUGUCACCUGAAAGUCCUGAUUCCGGGGAGAGUGAUGAGUCUAGAACAUUGAUUCACAACAUGGACACAGACAGCAGUCCCUCACCACUGGUUGGCAGUGCUGACGAUUGUAGAUAA
Molecule: messenger RNA, 378 nt
Organism: Candidula unifasciata
Lineage: Eukaryota; Metazoa; Mollusca; Gastropoda; Stylommatophora; Geomitridae
Source: the annotation of a GenBank genome assembly